CCGCCGUCGGUGCGCGGCCACGGGGAAGGCGCCUCCCGCAGACGCUCGGAACUGCCGACCCGAGAGCUAACCCGCGGAGGGCCGGCGGCGGGAGCGGAGUGGGUCGGGCGGGGCCGAGCCGGGCCGUGGGCCGUGUGGGGGCCGGGCGGCGGCCGGGCCGGCGGACGGCGGGAUGGGCUGCACGGUGAGCGCCGAGGACAAGGCGGCGGCCGAGCGCUCAAAGAUGAUCGACAAGAACUUGCGGGAGGAUGGCGAGAAGGCGGCGCGGGAGGUGAAGUUGCUGUUGUUGGGUGCCGGGGAGUCCGGGAAGAGUACCAUCGUCAAGCAGAUGAAGAUCAUCCACGAGGAUGGCUACUCGGAGGAGGAAUGCCGGCAGUACCGGGCAGUGGUCUACAGCAACACCAUCCAGUCCAUCAUGGCCAUUGUCAAGGCCAUGGGCAACCUGCAGAUUGACUUUGCCGACACCUCCCGCAAUGACGAUGCCAGGCAGCUGUUUGCGCUGUCAGCUGCUGCCGAGGAGCAGGGAGUGCUCCCUGAGGACCUGUCUGGCGUCAUCCGGAGGCUCUGGGCUGACCAAGGGGUGCAGGCCUGCUUUGGCCGCUCGCGGGAGUACCAGCUCAACGACUCAGCCGCCUACUACCUGAACGACCUGGAGCGCAUCGCACAGAGUGACUACAUCCCCACGCAGCAGGACGUGCUGCGCACCCGCGUGAAGACCACAGGGAUCGUGGAGACGCACUUCACCUUCAAGGACCUGCACUUCAAGAUGUUUGAUGUGGGUGGCCAGCGGUCGGAGCGGAAGAAGUGGAUCCACUGCUUUGAGGGCGUCACAGCCAUCAUCUUCUGCGUCGCCCUGAGCGCCUAUGACUUGGUGCUAGCUGAGGACGAGGAGAUGAACCGCAUGCAUGAGAGCAUGAAGCUGUUUGACAGCAUCUGCAACAACAAGUGGUUCACGGACACGUCCAUCAUCCUCUUCCUCAACAAGAAGGACCUGUUUGAGGAGAAGAUCACACACAGCCACCUGACCAUCUGCUUUCCUGAGUACACAGGGGCCAACAAGUAUGACGAGGCAGCCAGCUACAUCCAGAGCAAGUUUGAGGACCUGAACAAGCGCAAAGACACCAAGGAGAUCUACACGCACUUCACGUGCGCCACCGACACCAAGAACGUGCAGUUCGUGUUCGACGCUGUCACCGACGUCAUCAUCAAGAACAACCUGAAGGACUGCGGCCUCUUCUGAGGGGCAGCGGGCCUGGCACAGUGGGCCACCGCCGACUCCGCUGCCCCCAGCCCCGAGGAAGAUGGGGGUGAGAAGACCAUGCUCCCUGCCCGUGCCCCCGCCCCGCCCCUUGGCCGCUUUCCCCCUCUCCUUCCUCUGUUCUCAGCUCCCUGUCCCCUCCCUCAGCUCCAGACCUGGGAGGGGCUGCCACAGGCCUCCCGGUUGGAAGCCUGGCCUGGUUGGAGCUGUCGGCAGUGGCCACGGUACCCCCUUCCUGGGCAUCAGUUCUGGGGUGUGGGGGGCACUGCUGAGUCCCCCAAAGCCCGUGUCUGGAGCGGCACUCACUCCUCCAGCCUGGACCCCUGACCCAGCCCAAGUCCAGAUGUUUACAGGGAGCCUCCUGCCCACCCGCCUCCCCGCCGCUCGGAGGCCCCAAAGGAAAAAGCACAAGAAGCGUGAGACGCCACCAUUCCUGGAGACCACAGCCCACCUGCUCAUUCUCGUCGCUUUUUAAAAAAAUGAAAGUAAAGGAAAAAAAAAAAAAAAAAAA
Messenger RNA from Oryctolagus cuniculus (rabbit), 1769 nucleotides. It is a transcript of the gene GNAI2, whose product is annotated as G protein subunit alpha i2. Lineage: Eukaryota; Metazoa; Chordata; Mammalia; Lagomorpha; Leporidae. The record is from RefSeq and is a predicted model, not a curated record. Gene Ontology annotation, biological process: gamma-aminobutyric acid signaling pathway; adenylate cyclase-inhibiting G protein-coupled receptor signaling pathway; G protein-coupled adenosine receptor signaling pathway. Gene Ontology annotation, molecular function: G-protein beta/gamma-subunit complex binding; GTPase activity; G protein-coupled receptor binding. Gene Ontology annotation, cellular component: heterotrimeric G-protein complex; cytoplasm.